GGACUGUUUCUGUGAAGAAAGCAUGUAUACAAGUUAGUCAAAUUAUUGUGUUAUUUACAUCCUAAAAAUGAAAACUUCAUUUUCGGAUUUUUCAGAUUGGCAUCCUACUAAUUUGACCCUUAGUGAUGAGACUUGUCAGAGAUCCAAGAAUCUGAAAGUUGAUGAUAAAUGUCCAUCUGUAUCACCAUCAAUGCCUGAAAAUCAGUCAGCAACCAAAGAACUGGGACAGAUGAACUUAACAGCUGAAAAGAUGGACACUGGAGUUGUACUUUUCUCAGGGAAUGAUACUCUCCAUGACCUGUGCCAAUCACAGCUACCAGAAAACAAAGAGAGCAAAGAAGCAGAACAAGACUUGGAGCUGACAUCAGAGGAAGAGCAAGAAAGACUUAAAGGAUGCGAAAAUAAGCAGCCACAGAAAACGUCUCAAGAACCAGAAAUGGCUAAGGAUUGUGAUAGAGAGGAUAUACCUAUAUAUCCAGUACUUCCUCAUGUGCAAAAAUCUGAGGAAAUGUGGAUUGAACAAGGCAAAUUAGAGUGGAAAAACCAAUUAAAACUCAUCAUAAAUGAGUUAAAGCAGAGGUUUGGUGAAAUUUAUGAAAAAUACAAAAUUCCGGCUUGUCCUGAGGAAGAGCCACUACUUGAUAACUCUACAAGAGGAACAGAUGUGAAGGAUAUUCCCUUUAAUUUGACAAAUAACAUACCUGGUUGUGAGGAAGAAGAUGCAUCUGAAAUAUCUGUCUCAGUGGUAUUCGAGACAUUUCCUGAACAAAAAGAACCCAGUCUCAAAAAUAUCAUCCAUCCAUACUAUCAUCCAUACUCUGGGUCCCAAGAACAUGUUUGCCAGUCAUCUUCUAAGCUUCAUUUACAUGAAAAUAAAUUAGACUGCGACAAUGAUAACAAACCAGGCAUUGGACAUAUUUUUAGUACAGAUAAGAACUUUCAUAAUGAUGCAAGCACUAAGAAAGCAAGGAACCCAGAAGUGGUUACGGUUGAAAUGAAAGAAGACCAAGAGUUUGAUUUGCAAAUGACAAAAAAUAUGAACCAAAAUAGUGACAGUGGCAGUACAAAUAACUAUAAAGGCCUGAAACCUAAAUUAGAAAAUCUGAGUUCUUUACCACCAGAUUCUGACAGAACAUCAGAAGUAUAUCUACGUGAAGAAUUACAGCAAGACAUGCAAAAGUUUAAGAAUGAGGUCAACACAUUAGAAGAAGAGUUCCUGGCUUUGAAGAAAGAAAAUGUUCAACUUCAUAAAGAGGUUGAAGAAGAAAUGGAGAAGCACAGAAGUAAUAGCACAGAAUUAUCAGGAACCCUAACUGAUGGUACUACUGUUGGCAAUGAUGAUGAUGGACUAAAUCAGCAGAUUCCUAGGAAGGAAAAUGGAGAGCAUGACAGGUAAGCCUACAGCAGCGUUU
Messenger RNA from Pan troglodytes (chimpanzee), 1412 nucleotides. RefSeq names its product putative coiled-coil domain-containing protein 144B. The record is from RefSeq and is a predicted model, not a curated record. Lineage: Eukaryota; Metazoa; Chordata; Mammalia; Primates; Hominidae.